GCGCGCACAAGGGCAAGGCGCACUACGACGGUUCACCGUAUUAACGCCGGACCACAGUUCUCUUUGUGCAUUCCAUCCAGGAAGCGAAAGAGCUCAAUCCGAGAGGACGCACUGUUUUACCGACUUCGACAGUUUCGAAUUCCUUUCGUGGUUUGGGCAUUGUGCAUUUCUGUUGUGGGAACUACCGUGAUAAUUUGCUGCGUGGAGAUCCUUCCAGUUUGCUCCUCGAGUGGAGAAGCGAGUCGAGACUUUCGUUGGAUUUGAUCGACAUCGUGAAGGGGUUUGGACGAGCGCAAAUUAAUCGAAACUUCGGACGAAACUGCAACUCUUGAACUCUCAGGCGAGCUUGUAGGUGAUUUCUACCUUUUGGCUGAGUUUUCACCAGAUUCUGACACACCCCCUGAAACGUCAAGGGCCAUCUUGUGAAUCAAUCGCAAUUCAUCGAUGACGGUGCGGUUUAUAACCGAACUGGAAAUCGAUUCGGCAAAUAAAAUAUCAGGCCCACCGAUCCAACACAAGCAUGUGGUGCUAAAUGACAGCAGUACGUCUGUUUGCUUAGUAGCAGCUUGCGCAGGCAGACAUUGAAAUAAUAAUACUCAUUCCCGAUACGAGUGGUAUUUUUUUCAAUAGCGAAGUAGACUUUGUUUGAUUUUUAUCACUGGGCACGAAAUUGUGGAGUAAACCGCGAGCGAGUUUAUUUACAGAAAGGGCAGUUUACCAAAGUUCAGCUGAGUAGCACGACUACAUGACCGGUAGUGCAUUUAGCACGUAGCGCCCGGGUUCAGCUUGUACGAGAACUGCGUUGGUAACACCAUUAUGUAGCCAUCAACGGCUACGCUGGAUAACGGACUUUUGGCAAUCGGUGCUCCCUCUGUGUUUUCGCGUCGACAGCGGAAUUUCAGCACCUCUCUCUCUAUCCCGCUAAGACAAACAGUUUCUCGUGAUUUAGCUGGGGGCACGUCAGGUCAACGAGUUGGUUCCAGAGGGAGAGAAAGACAGCGACAUACGCAUGUUGUGUAGCCUUCCACCCUAUUUGUGCAGAAUUCCAACAUCACAGGGUCGAAAGAAGGUAAAGUCAACAAUGCGUUGAUGUGCAGCCUGUGAAUAUACGAGUGAGUUUGCUGGUAGUCAUCUUGGUUUCACGCUGUGGCUGUAGCUGAACUGCUCGCUUUCAAAUGGAGGUGGGCCUACCUUUAAGACGGAAAUGCCAGGAUCCUGCAGUGUGAUGCACCUGUGACUGUAUUAGCAUAACAGGUGGCACAAGCAUUCACAUGAAUAUUGAGUGGUCACAUUUUGCGCGGAGAGUCAAUCUUGUUGGGUGGCGAAUCGCGCAGUUGCUGGCGUAGGUAGUGGUGAAUACAUGCGUCCUGUGCACACAAGUUUGCUUUAGCAGAGAGUUCCAUCUGCACCAUCGUGGAAGGAUUGCUCGUCUUGCAUUCACGCCGUUUCGAAUGUACUCACAUCUUGCCUUCUAGCAAAUCUGGGCAUCUUUAUGAAUACCAAAUCUCCUAACUGUGAGCGUUGAUAAGCAUUCCUCAAACCAUGGAACUCCUCACGAACAGGUUUCUUGUACUGCUCUGUCUGGGUGCUUCCGUCCAGUGCACCAGCGCGGAGGACAACACCAGUGCCAGCAAUGUGGAGUAUAUUCACGUGACGGGCCUGUUCCCCCUCUCCAGGAAGGAAGGGGAAAUCGGCCGUGGGGUCUUGCCGGCGGUGAAGCUGGCUCUCCAGCACGUGAACGACAGCGACAAGGUCUUGAGAGGCUACGAGCUCAAGACCAUCGACAUCGACACGGAGUGCGAUAUGGCGAAAGGAAUGAAGGCUUUCUUCGACUCACUAGCUACGGGCCCGCCCACGUACAUGGUCUUCGGUGGUGCGUGUCAAGCGGUCACGGAACCCAUUGCCGAGGCGGUGCACUUCUGGAAACUUGUUCAGCUUUCAUAUGGUGCUACUACUCCGGCCCUCUCCGAGCGCGAAAAGUACCCGUACUUUUUCCGCACCGUCCCCUCGGAGAUGGACAUCGGGUCGGCCAGACUGCGUCUCUUCAUGUACUUCAACUGGACUACCAUCUCCACCAUCCACCAGGACAUCUCGAGAUUCUUUUACGCACAAAACCAACAAGUUAAAAUGAUGGAAGACAACGGCAUUAAUAUCCUGACUGAGGCUGUAUUUGCAGAUGACCCGACCCCGGCCAUAACGAAACUCAAGGACGUUAAGGCCAGAAUUAUCGUUGGCUUCUUUGAUGAGAACAUGGCGCGAAAGGUCAUCUGUAAGGCGUUUAACGAGGGAAUGUACGAGACGACCCAUGUGUGGCUGUUGCCUGGAUGGUUCCAGCCCGAUUGGUGGCGCUCUGGGGACGAGUCAGACGGGUGCUCGCAGAGGGACUUGCAGCAGGCACUCCAGGGGUACAUCUCGACAGACUUGCUACCCCUCAGUGGAUCGGACGAGCCCACCGAAUCCGGAUAUACGCCGCAAGAGUACGAAAAAAUGUAUAACGAACUAAGGGGCAACGAAUAUUCAACUUUUCAUGGCUAUGCCUAUGACGGCGUGUGGGUCAUGGCCCGGGCGCUGGACAGCGUGCUGCAGGCGCUACGAUAUCGGGGAGAACUCGCCAGGUUCCAGGGCUUCAAUUAUUCGGACGACGUCCUGCUGGAGAUGUUCAGCAAGGCCAUGAACGACACCAACUUCCGCGGAGUAACGGGUAUUGUUCAGUUUCGAGGGGGUGAGCGGCUUGGCUCCACCGUCCAUAAGCAGCUCCAAGGUCAGGAGUUAGAGAAAGUGGCAGAGUACUACGCUAUCACCGACUCGCUCAACCUGUCGUCGGGACGAGGCUUCGAGUGGCCGGGCGGAGGUGAUAAGCCGCCCCGAGACACGCAGAUGACCGAAUAUGAACAGCUCAGUGUAUCGCUGGCUCUCUUUGGCGGUAUGUCGGCUAUCGCCAUAGCGGGAAUCAUCAUGGCCUUCGGAUUUUUGUUUUUCAACAUGCGAUACAGAAACCAGAGAUACAUCAAAAUGUCCAGUCCGUUUCUGAACAACUUCAUCAUCAUGGGUGGUAUACUGACCUACGUCAGCGUGGUGCUUCUCGGUAUCGAUCACGGUAUCUCGCUGCACUCCAAAGCAUACAAGGCCAUAUGCACGUCCCGGGCUUGGUUCUUGUGUCUCGGUUUCACGCUAGCAUUUGGUGCCAUGUUCAGCAAGACUUGGAGAGUCCACCGGAUCUUCACGAACAUCAAGAUGAAAAAGAAGGUUAUUAAAGAUGGGCAGUUGAUGGCCAUUGUGGGCUUCAUGGCAGUGAUCGACCUGAUCAUCCUGGUGGUGUGGCAGAUCGUAGAUCCCAUGAAACCCACAAGUCUGGAGCUCAGCUCAAGGAUGGACACCUCUGGCCGUGACGUCAUGAUUAUUCCUGUCAUGGAAACUUGUGUCAGUGCCAACAUGACGAUUUGGCUGGCGGUGAUUUACAUCUACAAGGGGGUCUUGAUGAUUUUUGGCCUGUUCCUGGCCUGGGAGACUCGCCACGUCAGCAUCCCGGCGCUGAACGACAGCAAGUACAUCGGCAGCAGCGUCUACAACGUCGUUAUCAUGUGCGUACUGGGCGUGGCUCUCUCCUCUGUCAUCAAGGACAAUCCCAACGCUUCCUACGGCCUGGUGUCAGUCUUUAUCCUCUUCUGUUCCACGGUGACCCUGUGUUUGGUCUUCGUUCCGAAGGUAAUCGAGAUGAGAGGGAACCCCAACGUGAACGAAAGGGUGAGGGUGGUGGGUACUAUGGACAAGUCCCGGUCGGCGUCGACGUCCAUUAACACUUUCGACACGGACCAGAAAUUCAAGUCGCUGUGCUCCGAGAAGAGGGAGCUGAAAUCAAAGCUGGACGAGCAAAACGAAAUGAUCAAGGAACUGGAGAAGCAACUCUUUGCCAUCGCACCCGACGAGGUCCCCUUACUCCUGCAGGAGGAAGAACAGGAGGGACGAUCGUCAGGGGUCGACACGCCCAAUUCCACCUGCUACUCCACCAAAUCUCAGAGAACGGAUACCUCAAAAGUGUGUGCCUCGCCGGGAAGUGUUCGAUUCUGCGUGACAGAGCCGACGUCGAGUGAUCAGUCCCAAAAAAACAGUACUCCGAGCAAAAGCCGAUGGGAGGCACCCCAGGAGUUCGCCCCAGAUGCUGGGGAUAAGUCUAGCCUUUAUCCCCUUGCAUUCGGCGGAGUCUACAUCGGUCCCCCCGUAACUCCCAUCACCAAGCCUUCCAGCACCCCGCCGGCCCGGCCGUCCAUUCCAUCUUCCAACAGCGCCCCCGUCUCGUUCAACAGCCAUGCCGUGACACAGGAGCCCGUCUCCAAGAGCAACAACGCUAGCCUGGAACGCAUUGCGCAGGUGCACCGACCUUUCAACGACUCCAGCGAUGAUGUCACACCGGAUGGCAGCAGUGAGGACCGAUCGAAUAAUAAUACGCCGCCCGAACUUGGAAUUAGCUACUCUUUCAAAAGCGCCCCCAACGAAGAGACGUCGUUUGUUUCAUUAACAAGAAAUCUUUUAGAUUGAUUAACCUCAACGAAAAGGUACAAUUGAUCAUAUAAAUAAACUAAAAUAAUCUUGUGGAAAAAUCACAUUUCGAAGAUUUGUGGGUCUGAUGCUGUGAAAGUUUUUAUCCAGUUAAUAAAGUCACUUUCUCUUGAGUACUUUGUAAAGAUGUAUCAAGUUCUGGUUUUUGCUUCCUUUCUGCAUCUAAAAGUCUCGGGGAAGUCUUUGUCUCUUUGUAGCAUGAAAUUCACCCAUGAGGUCAUCCGUUGUAAAUUUCUCUGUGUGCGCAAUUGUUUUAAAGCCUUUGUUAUCCGGAUUUCAUUGUCUGUGUUUUAAACAAUUUGUAUUUGCGUCUUUCGGAAUGUCAGCAGUUAUGAAUUUCGGCAAACAACUCUCGGAACCGUUCAGGUUAACUUAUAUUUACAAAACCUUCCCGAAUUUAAACCAAUGCCGAAGUCGUUACAAUGUUCUGAAUACCCGUUUAACGCAUCUAUGGGGAUGUAACUGUUAACGUGGAACAAUAAAGGAAGAUUUUAAUGCACGAGAAGGGUGCGGUCUUUGAAUAGCUACUGUUGAAAUUGGCAUCCUGCCAACGACCCCGUCCGAGUGUAAAACUCUGUACAUAAGCAUUGUUCUUCCUGUAUAGACACACGCCCAUUAUCGCACUGUCCCUUUCAGAGACGGCAAAAGUAUUUUCUUGUACAGCGCACCCGACGAGCAUCCUAUUAUCAAGCCCAACGUCAUUUACAGAGGUACUUGUACCUCUCGUGGAUAAUUUAAAAAAUGUAUUUCACUGCGAGGUGUCUAUAUAAUAAAACAUGAUUUUAUCCCCUUCAAAUUGGAGAGUUUUCUGUUCUCAAAAUUAUUUCUGAAAUAGGCAACAGAUCUCCAAUACCAAUAUUUUUUUCAUCUUUUGUCAAAGAAUAUAGCUUAUUAGGAGACAAAAUGUAAAUUUGGUGUGAAUUUAUGAUUAAAUUUUGCUGUUCAGAGUUUUAGGUAAUUUCCGGGAUGUACCACGUUUUAAUCCUUUUUUAAACGUUUUGAACCUUGCUAUUAUAUUUGAGGCCAAGUAUUUGUUGCUUGAGAGCUGCUGGCCACGACUAAGUGACGUCAUUGUCAUUUACCGUCGUUAUAGGUUUCUAAUCUCUUCUACGUUUUCAAAAUACAAGUACUUUAAAGACCAUGCUUUUUCACAAAUUACUAUUCAUUAAAAAAUUAAUCAUAAGAGAGUGAGAGUCUUUAUCAUUUAUUUAUUUUGACAUGAUAAAAUAUACCAAAUGACACGUGAUUUAACCCUGACAUGAUCUUUAUACUACCAUUAAGUAAACCUCUGGCAUUUCUCAACAUGCUUUAAAGCCAGCUCAGAAUCCCCUUGAGGCUUUUUUGCUACUUUGGGGACAAACAAAAAACCUCUCUCCCUGUGCAUCUUCCUCAAAAUUUUGUUUUACCGAAUUUGAUCUUUUUUAAAAGAUGGUGCAGAGUAUCAUAAUCUGCAAGAACGCAGGUAGAAGAGACAUAUUGCUGAUUUCCACAUAGGGGAUGGGCUAUUACACCCCCCCCCCCGCUUUUUUGGGGGAGUGGAGCAUUUAGAGUUUUUUUUAAUUUCCUGACAGUCCAAGUGUAUUUAAGUGCUUAAAAGGGAGAAAAGUUUACAGGGAGUCAGGUUGGCGGUCUGGGUUCGAAUCCGAUUCGGUCCACAUGUGGAUUGGGUUUUCACCGAAACAUUUUUCGGGGUUUUCCUCCAACCUCUAAAAUUUAACAUGUCUUCAUUGUCUUCUUCACUCAUUAUCAUCCUGUAAUUGGCGCUAAGUGCGCUGUUGGAUGAACAGAAUUAAAUAAGAAUAUCAAUACGCCAUUUUGAUGUAGGCUGACAUAAGAUGUACUUCUGCAUCAUGACUAGCGCCCUAGUGAUGUGGUGUCCAGCAACCAACCACCAACCCCCGGAGGCUUUUCAAAUUCCCACCGCUGGGCCUUUUUUAAAUUUAAGUUAACCUUACGCCACUGCUCCACUGGCACUUUUGGUUCUGUUUUGGUUUUGAGACAAUACAUGGAUAACUCCCCAAAUAGUUAACGUAAUAGUCACAGCCAGGGACCCUUGAAAGUCGACAUCGAGUAUAAUAGUGAUGGUUAAAACUUGUACCUUUGAUUGGGCGAGAAUAAAGAAUUCCAUGUCCACAAAAUGUA
This is a messenger RNA of Acanthaster planci (crown-of-thorns starfish), 6699 nucleotides long. It is a transcript of the gene gabbr2, whose product is annotated as gamma-aminobutyric acid type B receptor subunit 2. Gene Ontology annotation, molecular function: G protein-coupled GABA receptor activity. Lineage: Eukaryota; Metazoa; Echinodermata; Asteroidea; Valvatida; Acanthasteridae. The record is from RefSeq and is a predicted model, not a curated record. Gene Ontology annotation, biological process: gamma-aminobutyric acid signaling pathway; G protein-coupled receptor signaling pathway. Gene Ontology annotation, cellular component: membrane; G protein-coupled receptor heterodimeric complex.